UUUUAGGAAAAAAUACACAUGGGGAGUAAAAAAGGCAUUUAAAAAAUUUUGUAGGAACAACUUAACCAGUGUGGAGCAUUUUUUUCUGAGCAAAGAGUCAAAAAAGAAGCAGUUAAGGUAGCCUUUUUCCACGGUCAUUUCCUAUGUGCAAGUACCCUUUUAAUGUACAGCGCUAAUGCGAGCUUUUGCGGGAAGCUGUGAUAUGAGAAGUGUAUGCCAAUUUCUCGUAUGAUUCUUUUUGUGGGCAGCUUUUCCCCCAGCUGGCCCAACCCGAGCACAUCUAUAACGCGCCUCUUUUAAUCGGCAUUCCAAAUGCUUCCCCCGUAAAUUGUACAUGUGGAAAGCUGCCCAUUUUGGAAAUACGAAAGGGAAAAAGAAAGCAACAUGAAAUAGGAAAUAAGAGGAACCCCCACUUGAGAGAAUCGGUGAAGAUGCUUAAAAAGGGCAUCGAAUUGUAAAACCACUCACCCACAAGUGUAUCACCCCAGACGUCGCAUCAAAAUGACAUUCCCCUUAUGUAGAUACUUUGCAGUUGCAUUGAGCAGCUACUACUGUGUGAAGAGAAAAAGAACUGUCUGUUAUUGCGAAAAUGGGAAGAUUGAAGAAAGAGUGUUCCUUUUUGGCGAUAGGCGAUCGUUGAUGAAGGGAACGAAGCAAAAUGGAGAGGUACCUUUUUUUUCGAAAAAUAAUAUUAAGGUAAAAAAAAUAACCUUUGGUAAUUGCAUAGGUAGCUGUAUAACCGAGAAUGAUGACGUUUACAUAUGGGGGUCAUAUGAAGAUGAUGAACAGAAGGGGGUGAUCUAUACAACCCCAGUGAAGCUAAACACAGACGAAGGAAUUAGCGACAUACAAUUUUCGAAUAAUGAUAUAUACCUUAUGAGCAAAAAAGGGGAAUUAAAAAUUGUUAGAAGUUAUAAAAAUUGCUUAAAAAGAAAUGAAUUCAAAGUUGAAGAUUUUUACAAGUGUAAAAAUAGUUUUUUUUUUCAGAACGAACGAAUAAUCAAGUUAAGUGUUAAUAAAUAUCACCUAGCUUUUGUUACAAAUAAGGGAAAUGUGUAUUGCUCAGGCAGUAAUUUGUAUGGACAGUGUGCGAGGGAGCCAUCCUUUAGGAAUAACUUCAAUAUAAAUUACAAUUUCGAAUUUGCCAACAAGUUAAAUGGCACGUUACACAUGAUUAGUAAAAAUAGCGUCGGGGGGGGUGUUCAAAAUGGGGGGGAAGACCCAAGUGAACAUGCCCAAACGGAGCAUAUCCCCAAUGGGUACUCCAUCAGGGUUAAGGAUGAAGGAACGGCGGUUUUCUCCAAAAGUGCCGAUUCGCAUGAUGGAAUUAAUUCUAGCCAGCCGGAUGGGAAAACUGAACGAGGGGAUACACCUGUGUGUGGUACCCACGAUGUGGACCAAAUUCCCAAAGAGUUAAACGAUAGUAGUAGCUCAUUGGCAUACACCCAUUUGCGUAGCGAAAGGAGGGAAGAAUACGAAGAUGCGGAACACUUGAGUCACUUAAUCACGAAUGAUGAAAGCUACAAAUGCGAUAAAAAUAAUUAUGUUCAUAUUAAUAAAGUACCAUUUGAGGGGAAAACAAAAAUUGUGGAUGUGUCCUGUGGACUAAACCAUACACUAUGUCUGGACGAUGAAAAUAAUAUUUACAGUUUUGGAGAUGAUAGUAAAAUCCAACUAGGGUUGGGAGAAAGCAGAACAAAUCAAAAUUCCCUGUCAGGAACCAGCUGGAAAGAUCAGUUAAAACUUGGGUAUUCCACUGUAACAAAAAAUUUGGCAAAUUAUUCUUUUUAUGAUAGACACAUACAAAGCAUUCCACAGAAGGUCCUAAAAAAAAUGAAUGAUAACGAAAUGGUUGAUGAGAUUUACAAAAUUAAUGCAGGGUCGAAUUUCUCCAUGAUACAUUCAAAUGACAAAUUUGGAAAGCAAUUGUUCUGUUUCGGAGAUAAUAUGUAUUUUCAGUGUGGACGGCAUAUGGGCAAACAUCAGCAGACAUUAUCUACUGUAAAGCUGCCUAACAACAAAAUAAAAGAUUUUUCCUGUGGUGAUAAGCAUUGUUUGUUAAUUCUGAAUGAUAAGCUUUACGGCUGGGGGUACAACAACAAGCAUCAAAUAACUCCAUAUAAAAAUAAAGGAAUAAUUAACUAUCCGGUGCAUAUCUUGUCCGAAAAGUAUUAUCCGGACAGUUUUGACAUUAAGUAUGUGAAUGCCAGUUACAACAAUUCGGCUGUUGUCAUUACACAGGGGGUAAAAGCGGGUUAG
This is a messenger RNA of Plasmodium vivax (malaria parasite P. vivax), 2259 nucleotides long. RefSeq lists its product as hypothetical. Bases 502 to 2259 code for a protein of 585 amino acids. NCBI's taxonomy places the organism in Eukaryota, Apicomplexa, Aconoidasida, Haemosporida, Plasmodiidae. The transcript has a single exon. The record is from RefSeq and is a predicted model, not a curated record.